AUGUCCGACAACGCGAAUGACAACGAACGCCGCCACUGGCACGGUAGUGCCGGUGAUCGCUACGAGCACGUCAAUGCCUGGACGGCAGGUGGAGCGAAGGGACCAGCCUCCCGUGCAUCAUGGGCGCUGACACCGGAGAUGAUGGCUAAUCUGAAUGCCCGGAAGGGCUCCGACGCCUCUACAUCCUCGAACAAUGCCACCGCAAACCCCGCCGGCUCACCCAACACACCCACCGUCAGCGAACGUCGACGCUCGAGUGCCUCGUCCUCCGGUAGUGGUGCAGGUCUCUUCUCGAACCUGCAGACUCAGAAGCGGGAGAGUACGGAUCCGAGCAUGGCAGGACGGAGGGCGAGUUGGAAUGAGCAGCAGGUUCCGGGGGAUACUUCUCGAAGCUUUGGAAUGGGUAUACUAGGGGGA
This is a messenger RNA of Penicillium longicatenatum, 417 nucleotides long. RefSeq lists its product as uncharacterized. The transcript is spliced from 2 exons. The record is from RefSeq and is a predicted model, not a curated record. NCBI's taxonomy places the organism in Eukaryota, Fungi, Ascomycota, Eurotiomycetes, Eurotiales, Aspergillaceae. The annotation marks the transcript as partial.